GGGGUCUGGUUUGGCCAAGAUGGAUGUAGACGAGGGUCAGGUUGGUGUUGGUGUGGGUGUGGGUGUGAAUGAGGGAGAGAAGCCCACUCAACUGCGGCGUGUUGAUCUGAAUGGAGAGAUGAGGGCCGUCAUACUCUGGAAGCAGAGGUACCUGACCACCCACACACACAUGUGAUGCAUGGAUGCGUUGAGCGAUCCCGGAGUGCAUCUCUCUUGCUGUUGCUGUGUCUGUGUGGGUGGGGUAGGUGAGCAGACCAGCGGCGUCUUGACGAGGAGUCGCGAGGUCCUCUGUGCCUGACGACCGCGACAAACGCCUCGACGACAAUGCGCUCUUCCUCGAGGCCGCCUGCCACAUCGACGAGUGCCGACACUCAGACGUCACCUGGCUCACCAUCCACUCAGGUAUGUCCUGCACACCGUCUAGCAGACAAGCAGAGAGAGAUAUACCCAUCGGCACCUUCUCUCUCGUGUGCCUUCAUUGUUGUAUGUGCAGGUCUGGGCAUCCGCUAUUCCCGCCGUCUCCGUGCGUUCAAGGUGUACUUCACCAACCGGUGGGGCCGCACCCACCACUCCAAGCGCAUCUACCCCGUCGAGCCCCCCACCCGGCGCGAGCUCGACGAGGCCAUCGCCAAGGCCGUCAUGGAGCGCAACGGACUCGCACAGCUGGUCGAGUCACUCGCCGACGAGCACGAGGUCCUCUCGCCCGUCCGCAAGGUCACCAAGAGGCCCGUCAGGAUGCCCGCGGAGGGGCUGCCCGUCCUGCCCCCACGCAAGGCCAACCAGUGGGACGGUUUCGACGUCGAGCUGUCCGUGCAAGACACACCGAUGCCAGACAGGCAGGUCGGAGGGGCGGCAGACGGGCAGGCCAACAUUGGGGCGAGGCCGACCACCAGAUGGCGGAUGCCAGUGGUGACGUUCAGGAGGGUGGGGGUGAGGAUGCGGACAAGGGCGAGGGGGCCGCUGACCAGACGGGGGACGGCAGUGGCGAUAAGGAGGGGCCGGAGGGGCAGGGGCAAGCUGAUAGUGACAAGAAGGAUGGACAUCAAGUUGGUUGACGGUGACAAGAAGGAUGACGCCGUAGAGGAGACCAGCAGGUAGAGGAGCAGCAGCAAGAGGAGGCGAGUACCGAAGCCAACUCUCACAAGAAGGUACGUCACCUGGACGCCCCCACACUCUCGAUAACACCUGACAUCGCUAAACAUUUCGUCGUCUCUUCAGAGUUGUCUGAGUGGUUCCCCUUUGUGUCGCCCCUCCCGCCCCGCACACGCACCACCGUCGGCGAGAAAGCCAGGGACAUCACCGACCGCAUCAACACCGACCUGCGCGGCCCAAAGCUCGGCAUCAGGUGGCGCGAGGGCGGCUUCGUCGUGCUCAAGCAGGCCCUGCAGCCCUUCAGGCCCAUGGAGACGGUCGGCAUCGGCCGCAGCCUGGACGGCAAUCGGAUCGAGGUGGCGGGGGUGAGGGUGGGCGCCAUGCUCGACGCACUUCACGAGGCGUGGAAGGAAAAGCAGGAGGCACUCAUCGCACAAGGUGGGUGGGAGAGAGAGGGAAACCCCACCUCAACGAUGACGGUCAUCUGUUUGUUGAUGUGGUGUCAUAUUGUGUGUCUGCAGCAGCGAGGGCUCUUGAGGAGUCUGUGCCGAUGCAGAUAGACCAGCGUGGCUCGCGCAAGAACAAGCCAGCCCCACGCAAGUCGCCACCCAAGCCCCGCAGGCGCCGCGCGGCCCAUAGAGGACUACCGCAGCAGCAUCCAGUCCACACCCGGGCCAGACGGAUCAUCCAUCCAAACGAGGCCGACCAACAGAAACGCGCUGGCCUUCGUCCAUCUCAGCCACCAGCACCCACCACCGGCAACAGUGACCUCCUGGAGGAGCUGAAGUCGUUCGGCCAUUGGCCAGCCCGCAGCGCCUGUGCCCUCUCCGCCGACGAGAAGCACCCCACCCACCACCCACCACUCACCGCCACCACGAGAAGAGGCCCCCGCGCCCCCAUAUGUAGACAGACGGGGGAGGAUGGCUGUUUUUUGUUUUUGUCCAUGGUAUGGAUUGCUUUUGAGUCAGCAGCCAUACCCGUUGCCUUUUCUUCUCCUUUGUCGUAUUCUUUUCGUCCUUCCGUAUGGUGCGGACGCUGCUUUGUCGUUUUCUUUUCGUCCCUCGUCCCUCCGUAUGGUGCGGACGCUGCUUUGUCGUUUUCUCUUCGUCCCUCCGUAUGGUGCGGACACUCCCUUUUCGUUCGUGUGAGUGGGUGUGGUGCGUCGGUGUCUACUCCCCGUCUGUCUACUUCUUAUGUGCGUCGGCGGUGUUCUCGUUGACCGAAACAAUCGG
Vitrella brassicaformis is the source of this 2324-nucleotide messenger RNA. The record is from the annotation of a GenBank genome assembly. NCBI's taxonomy places the organism in Eukaryota, Vitrellaceae.